AUGAAGACUCCAGCAUCCAUCGCCGCGACUUUGGAGAAGGUGUUGAUAGCUGCAAGGGGAGUAUUGAGAACCACUGCUUUUGUCCUUGUCUUCCUUGGCGACUCGGGAUCGAUGUCUUCAUCAUCCAUGAGUGAACUUGUUCUCCAGACCAUGCUGUGGGUCUGGACACUAUAUCACUGGAUGCUUGAUGUUCACUUCAUCUACUUCUAUCAGAAACGUGAUGACCCAGCCGCCAUCAACCGCCAGUUGGUGAUCUCAAGCCGCUCGGGCACGUGGCUCAUAUUCAAUGCAACCAGGGAGCUGGACACUGCAGAAAUUCCCUCAUGUUCAACACAAAUUAAUAGCUGGUGUAAGGACACAGUGCUUUUGGUGAUGAAGUUGCAAGUUUAUAGGACUUGGGUAGGCUUUGUCCUCAACUGCAUGACACAGCUGUUCUUGCAUGCCACCAACACAAAUAUCAAAAAUAGACGCUUCAACCAGGCUCUCAACAAUGUUGCAUGCUGGGGAUACUGGGAUACAACCAGUUCUUAUAUGCUGGGUACCACUUGCCAGAAUGCUAUCUGGGUCAAAGCACUUGAAGAUGCGUCUGGAUGGGCUUGGUUCAUCCCUCUUCACGAUGGAUCAACAUCACAAUCCUACGGAUAA
Suillus paluster is the source of this 645-nucleotide messenger RNA. RefSeq lists its product as uncharacterized. The coding region runs from base 1 to 645 and encodes 214 amino acids. The record is from RefSeq and is a predicted model, not a curated record. The transcript is spliced from 3 exons. Lineage: Eukaryota; Fungi; Basidiomycota; Agaricomycetes; Boletales; Suillaceae.